Gasterosteus aculeatus aculeatus (three-spined stickleback) is the source of this 4653-nucleotide messenger RNA. RefSeq names its product La ribonucleoprotein 1B (gene larp1b). Lineage: Eukaryota; Metazoa; Chordata; Actinopteri; Perciformes; Gasterosteidae. The record is from RefSeq and is a predicted model, not a curated record. Gene Ontology annotation, molecular function: RNA cap binding. Gene Ontology annotation, cellular component: cytoplasmic stress granule; cytosol. Gene Ontology annotation, biological process: positive regulation of translation; mRNA stabilization.
GGCUACGCGAUCCCGGAGCUGGUAGCGUGCAGUGGAACCAGAGACGGGCAGCGAGGAGGUCGCUGCGGUAGUUUGGUUUUUCGUCAGAAAGUGACAGAAAAGUCGCAGGAGAGCCAGCUGUGCGCGUGUCGUGUACACGGCGACCGACUGCGGACUCUGAGGGCUCCUCGCGACUUUUUCUCCGUGGAUAAGAGAGCCGGGACCAGGUAUUCACACUGGAUUUAACACCGCUCGCUGUUAGGAAACUAGCAGGAUGUCCACGGAGGUCGAGCGGAGUCAGCUCGGCUCGGGUUUGACAGCGGAGGAGCAGCAGCAGAAGAACCAAAACAAGUCCGACGGGCCUCGGGAGCCCGAAGAGAAGCCGCAGAGGGGCUCCGACAGGCAGGACGACCACCACCACCACCACCACCACCACCGCCGCGGCUCCGAGGAGGCGAAGAGCCCGGCGGACACGCACAAGAGCCGCAAGGAGAACGACAAGGAGAACGACCAGAGCGGCAACGCCGCCGACGCGUCCCCGGCCGCGGAGGUGGCGAAGCGGCAAGUGGUCGAGGCUCCUCCGCCGAAGGUGAACUCGUGGACGAAGCGGACGACGGGCAGGGUGCCGGGCGGCGGUGUCGGCAGCCCCGCGCCGCAGGAGAAAGAACAACAAAACACUCUGAAAGUCGUUCGUGUCAGCAAACCCAGAACGAGAAAAUCCAGCAAGUCCGGAGACUUCAGUGACAUCACAAACUGGCCCACACCCGGGGAGCUGGCCAAAGAGCAGCAACAAAACGUGCUCAACAACGGGAAGAAGCCGGCUGCCGUGCGCCGGGACAAGGAGAAGAGCGGCCAUGACGGCGGGGAGAGCAAAGAGAACCAGGAGGCUUCGCCCGACCCGCCGGGGGAGACGCCCAAAGACGGGGGGGAGUCCAAGGCGGGACAGGACGCCAAGAGCGCCGGCCUGAAGAAGAGGGGGGGCGAAGGUAACAAACGUAAGUGGGUUUCCCUGCCGAUGGAGGAGGCGUCCCGGGACGACGGCGAGAAGGCGCCCGGCGUGGGUCCUCCGGACGCGGCGCCCACCAGCGACACGGCCGACCCCGCGUCGCCCAAUCACGCGCUCCAUAACAGCCGGGCGCAUGACGGCAGCAGGAGUUGGAGACGAGAGCCGCGGGACUUUGGGGACGACGGCGGGAGCCUCCGCGGAGGAGCGCGAGGCCGAGGGAAAGGUCGCGGCCGCGGGAGAGGUCGCGGACGAGGCCGCUACGAGAACCCUCAGGGCUUCCGGGACUUCCAGUCGUCCGACGGCUCGGCUCAGGGCGCCUCGGAGUUCGGCUCCAACAUGGUUUACUACUACGACGACGGCAGCAAGGUGCAGAUGUACUCGGUGGACGAAAAGCUGCUGAAGGAAUACAUCAAACGGCAAAUAGAAUACUACUUCAGCCUCCACAACCUGGAGAGAGACUUCUUCCUCAGGAGGAAGAUGGACGUCCAGGGCUUCCUCCCCGUCUCCCUCAUCGCCAGCUUCCACCGGGUCCAGGCCCUCACCAUGGACGUCAGCCUCAUCCUGGAGGCGCUGAAGAGCAGCAAAGAGGUGGAGGUGGUGGACAACAAGGUGCGCUGUAAAACCGACCCGGAGCGCUGGCCCAUCCCCGCCCCGCACGCCGUGGGCUCCCCCCGGACCGACUUCUCCCAGCUCAUCAACUGUCCCGAGUUUGUCCCUCGACAGACUCUCAGCUCCUCAAACUCCGUGACGCGUCCCUUUCAAGCUUCGUCCCCCGAGAAGAAGACCCCCCCCGAGUCCGAUGAGCACGAGGACUCUGCCGGGCCCAGCUCCUCCAGCCAGGACUCCCCGCCGGCCAAGGACGCCCCCCCUCCGCCCGACGCCGACGUCUGGAUCCAGGUGGAGAAACGCCACCGACAGCCCGCCGCGAAGGAGCGCGGCGACGCUUCGGCGAGCGGCCCCCCGGCGCCUCACCCGGCCCUCCCGGAUCAGGAGGAGCUGGACUUCCUGUUCGACGAGGAGAUGGAGCAGAUGGCGCCCAGGAAGAACCGGUUCACCGACUGGUCGGAAGACGACGACUCGGACUACGAGCUGGACGACCAGGACGUCAACAAGAUCCUCAUCGUCACGCAGACCCCGCCCUCUCUGCGCAAGCACCCCGGAGGCGACCGGACCGGGAACCACGAGUCGCGGGCCAAGCUGACCACCGACCUCGCCAAAGCCAUCAACGACGGGCUGUUCUACUACGAGCAGGACCUGUGGAAGGGGGAGGAGACUGUGGAGGUCACCAAGCAGGAAGUGGAGAACUUUAAGAAGAUAAACGUCAUCAGUCAAGACGAGUUUGAAACUUUGACCCCCAAAGUGCCCAAUGACCCGAAACAGGAAGCCACGCCUCCUCUCACGCCAGGUGUUCUCUCAGUCGACGGCGGCGCAGAGUUGGCUCGCUCGCUGCCCGCUACGGUCCCGGAGUCGCCCGUCUCACAGACGCCCCGGACCCCCCGGACGCCGCGCACCCCCGGACGCCAGGACCCCAGCAAGACGCCGCGCUUCUACCCCGUCAUGAAGGAGAGCGGCACCAUCGACGGACAGACGCCGAGGAAGAAGAAGACGCGCCACAGUUCUAACCCUCCGCAGGAGGCCCACAUCGGCUGGGUGAUGGACUCCCGAGAGCACCGGCCGCGCUCCUCGUCCAUCAGCAGCUCCAACGCCUCCCCCUCAGAAGGAGCUCCGCUGUCGGGGAGUUACGGCUGCACCCCCCACUCGCUGCCCAAAUUCUGGCACCCCUCCCACGACCUGCUGAGGGACAACGGCUUCACCCAGCAGGGGUACCACAAGUACCUGCGGCGCUGCCUCAACGAGAGGAAGCGGUCGGGCAUCGGUCAGUCGCAGGAGAUGAACACUCUAUUCAGGUUCUGGUCCUUCUUCCUGAGGGACAACUUCAACAGGAAGAUGUACGAGGAGUUCAAACUGCGGGCGCUGGAAGACGCCAAAGAAAACUACAGGUACGGACUGGAAUGUCUCUUCAGAUACUACAGUUACGGUUUGGAGAAGCGGUUCAGGUUGGAUCUGUUCAAGGACUUUCAAGAGGAGACGCUCAAGGACUUUGAGAGAGGUCAGCUGUAUGGACUUGAGAAGUUCUGGGCCUUCUUGAAAUACUCAAAGAUGAAGAAGCAGCCGAUCGACCCGAAGCUGCAGGAACACCUCUCCCAGUUCAAGAACCUGGAGGACUUCAGGGUGGUGCCCCCCAUGGGAGAGGAGGGAGGCAGGAGGAGACGUCACUCGUCCUCGGCUGGGGAUGAAGGCCGGCGUCGGCGACAUCCUUCCAACACUACCUCCAAACCCUGCGCUGCCGGCGGCGCACAUGCCGCGCCCAAAGACCACGCCCACAAAACAGCCGCCGCCAGCAAGGGGAAGAAGGCCGAGCCCGGGGCCGCAAAGAAGGAGAGUGUCGCACCAAACAAAUGAGGCUCCCUCGUGUCGGGUGUGGCUUUGCAAAGGAGACGUGUGGAGCGAGGCGGCCGCACCAGCAAGCAGCAGCUCUGAGAUCAGCGCUUCGCUCUUUUCAGCGGUCAAAUCCGUUUGGGAAUGAAGAGAGACUGAGCGCGGUCCACUUCGUCUGAUUGUUUCUUUUUUUUGGUUUUCUAUCUGUGCAUUUCAUUUGCAAAGCAAGCAAGCGUCGGCAGUGAGCCCGAAUCUGUGCGCCAGCUCGUAUAACGUUUACAAAACAAAAAACAACAAAAAAAUGCAUUCCCUGCAUUUUGCCUUUUUUUUUUUCCUUCUCAGAUGCCAAAAGUCUUCAACGUCUCUUUUGUUGAGCACAAUCUGUAAAGAGCUCUGGUUCUGUACGGAGCUCUGCGCCUGUUGAACUGGGAUUCUGGUUCGGUGAGAUAAGAGAUGCCUUCAGAUUGUCUUGAGUGCCUUAAUCUGAUUCAGCAGUAGAGGGGGGGGGGGGGCAAAGAGUCCAUAUUCCGUUACGUCGGGUUUGAACGCAUUUAAAACUGACACCACUUAAGUUCUUUUUGUUUGUUUUUUAAAUCUCUUCUCGAGACGUAAAUAUCUUAAUUUUUUUUAUCAUGACAAUCAAUCUGACGGCUGCAGUCAUAAAUUUGUGAAGGACUUCGCCCCGAGGCUGCUGCUCAUAUACAGAUGUGUCCCGAUGUUCACGCCGACGGACGUCGCGGCCAAAGUUACCACGUUGGUUUUCAAUUAACUGCAGGAAUAAUGACAAAUUUUAAGUGGGAAAGUCGCUUUUCUUCAACUCCCGUUUUUACACCCGUGGGUGGUAUAAUUUAUUGUGUUAUUCUUGUUUUUAUUUUUACUUGAUUUGAAACAUUUCUGCUGGAAUUGUGUGUGUGACGCUCACAUCAUAAAACCACGGUAUAUUUUAGCUUACUUCAUAUUAUGUUUGAGGCUUUGUGCUCUAGAGCGCUUAAAUCAUUAACUUUCCUUUACUUGAUCAAUGGACUUAAGAGGUUUUUAGAGUUUAAAGAAAAAAAAAUGUAAAUACUAUAAAAAAUCAUUUGCUAUUCAAUUAUUCUUUUUGAUUUUAAGAAUUGAUUUUGUUUUAUCGGUAGUGUGGUUUUGAGUGUGUAUUUUAGGAUAAUGCAAUGCAUGUUAAUGCCACAGUCUUGAAUUGUAAAAUGCAAAAAAAUAUAAAACAGUUGAUUGUA